GGUGUAUGAUUAUCCAUGAACAAGUUGCCAAGCAACAAACGUGUGACGAAUAGUAAUGUGUUAGUUCUUCAAACGACCUUUCCCAAUGAGUCAGCAAACUGGAAAAAGAAAAAACCAGCAAACUCGAUUAUAAUGCAAGCAGCCCAGUAUCAAAGUCCUGUCUACCUAAAUACACAAGAAGGUUCUACUGAUUCUGUUGUCAAUAGAGAUGAGCCUGUUCCAGUGGUGGACACCGAGAAAGGGUCCAGAAUGCUCCUCCGAGAGCCAAGCCAACUCACCAACAGACGAAAGCUGAUGAUUGGCCUGGUGAUUGUCCUGGUUAUUGCUUGUAGUUGGGUCGGAGCCACUCAAACAGCCAAGAGCUCGUACAUGAACGGUUUCUCAGCCCCGUACUUUGUGACCUGGUUCACUACAUCCUGGAUGAUCCUCGUCUUCCCUCUCACUGCUCCACUCUAUUUCCUCACUGGUAGAGCCAAACUCAACACGGCAGGAGUUAGCCAUCUUCUCAGGCACAGUGCUCAAGUGUUCUCCCCACAAGGGCUGACAUUAGUGAGUUUCCUUACUUCCACUGUCCUCUUCACCUUGAUCUGGGCUGGUACCAACUACAUGUACUCCCGAGCCCUUAUUAGCACUCAUCCCACAGAUGUGACUGCUCUGUUCUCAUCGGCCCCAGCUUUUGUGUUCCUACUCUCUGUGGUGGUGCUGAGGGAACCACCUCUCAUUCUCAGGUUUGGUGCAGUGCUGCUUGUCAUCAGUGGAAUCACUUUGUUUGCCUAUGUGGAUGGAUUCGAAUCAGCCAACGUAGUGGGAGUGGUGUUAUCUGUUGGGUCUGCCUUUGGAGCUGCUCUGUACAAAGUUCUCAUAAAGUGGCGUGUUGGUGAUGCAACUCUUUACCAGAUGAGCCUCUUCCUCUCCACCCUGGGACUAUUCAGCACCCUCUGCUUGUGGCCCAUCCCUCUAGCCUUGCAUCUCACAGGUGUUGAACUCCUCACCAACAUACCCUGGGGCUAUCUAUGCAUCAGUGCACUGCUCAGCGUCAUAUUCAAUUUCAGUAUCAACUUUGGAAUUGUGUACACGUUCCCGCUGUUCAUAUCUCUCGGUACUGUGAUGGGAAUACCAUUGAGUGCUGUGGUGGAUUCUCUGUUCCGAAAUGUGGACUUUUUUGACUGGAAGUUCCCGGCGACGGACCUGAUUGUGGGGGGCUUUAUUCUCAUGCUGCUACCCCCUGACGACUCCCAGUGUCUGCAGAAAGGUUGUGUGAAGGCUGUCUCUUGCAAGAGUUGUCAAAAACAGACCAAAUAGACUUCAUAAACACAUUAAAUCUUAUUGCUUUUGUGUGCAAUAACCUGAUCAUAAAUAAUUUUUUUAUUGCUUUUUGUGUGUAAUAUUUUUAUUAUAAUA
Halichondria panicea is the source of this 1401-nucleotide messenger RNA. RefSeq names its product solute carrier family 35 member F4-like. The transcript has 4 exons. The record is from RefSeq and is a predicted model, not a curated record. The coding region runs from base 16 to 1302 and encodes 428 amino acids. Lineage: Eukaryota; Metazoa; Porifera; Demospongiae; Suberitida; Halichondriidae.